This is a messenger RNA of Vespa velutina, 2439 nucleotides long. RefSeq lists its product as uncharacterized. The record is from RefSeq and is a predicted model, not a curated record. The transcript is spliced from 3 exons. Bases 533 to 961 code for a protein of 142 amino acids. Lineage: Eukaryota; Metazoa; Arthropoda; Insecta; Hymenoptera; Vespidae.
UACUUUCUUCGUGGCCUUCACGGAGAGAUCAAAGGAAAAACUAACGAAUAACUUAUAUUUAAUAUAUAUAUAUAUAUACAUAUAAUAAUAUAUAUAUAUACAUAUAUAUAAUAUUAUUAUUGUGAUCGUGUAUCGAUGUAAAAGGAACGUAAUAAUUAAAAGAAGAAAAAAAGAAAAAAGAAAAAAGAACAAAAUUACAACGAACGAAACGAGCCAACAAAAAAUUGACAAGUGUCAAUCAAAAUCUUUCUAAAGCGAUUCGUCUUUAGAAAGACGAAUUGUCUGUCGUGAGAAUCGAAAAAAAAAAAAACAACAACAAAAACUUUCGUCGACCGAACGAAAAGAAAAGGAAAGGAAAGACAAAAAAAGAGAAAAAGACAGGAAGAAAGAGAGAGAGAGAGAAAGAGAUAGAUCAAAAUAAAAUUCAUCUGGUUGACAUCAAUACAUUCGAUAAACUUCGACGUAAGACAAUUUAUUUAACGUUGGAUGAAGAAUUUUAAUUGAUAUUCGGUUGAAUUAGUAAUAAUUCACAAUGGGAAGGAAUAUAAUCCGUUCGUUGCUUCUUCUUGCUAUAAUAUUACCGUGCAUCAUCGUUGCUAACGUUGAUCAACGUCUCGUCGUUAAAAGAAACGCUGCCGACAACGACCCGUCUGCCAAUCUCGAUUAUCCCGAUUAUCCUGCAAAAUACGACGAGUAUCCGGUUGUGGUGCCAAAAAGAGCAGCUCUUUUGUUCGAUCAAUUGAUGAUAGCCUUGCAAAAGGUUGUUGAUAAUCAAGGAAGAGCAGAGAUAGGAAGCGGCAAGGCUUUAACAAGAUCAGCUCCACCGAUUCAAGUUGCCAAUUCACAGAUGGUACCUUCGGCUGACGAACAAACGAUGGAUCUUCAACGACGUGGACAGGCUAAGGGUCGCGUUUAUUGGCGAUGCUACUUCAAUGCCGUGACAUGCUUCAAGAAGAAGUGAUAAAAAGUAUCCUGAAUCAGGCCACUAUUUUCAAUCGAUUUAUCAAUUGCUAAACUAAGUUCUCUUAUCUCAAUUAUUCCUAUGCUUCAACUGAUGAAAAAUUGCACCGUUUUAAGAAGUCGAAGAAUUCAAUUUCUUCCCAAUUCAAUUUUGUGUCCACAUCCUAAUCUAUUUCAUUCUCUUUUUCUUGCGUGUAUAUAAUCGUUUUUUGUGAUUUAAAAAAAAAAAAAAAAAAAAAAAAAAAAAAAAAAAAAAAAUCAAUGUAUCAGACCAAACUAAUUGGCUAAAUCAAAAUCAAAUUAUUCCGGCAAUCAUGAUAUAAUUUAUUAUUGUCAUUACCUCUAAACGUUUUCAAUUAUCAAUUUUAUUCCUAAUUUCUGAUCAACGAUCGACAACUUUUUCCAUGGCUGAUGUUGGAUAAUGAUUAACAGCAACAAAUACAUUAUCUAUAAGAACAAAUACGAUUUUUCAUCGAUACAAAAUCGCGAUAAAUAAAUGUUUUUAAUCUCGACUGUGCUCUCGAGUUCCUUGACAAAAUCGAAGAAUAUUUUUAUUGAUACGCUUCGCGUUACUUAUCAAUCGCAUUUUAUGCAAUCUUAAAUCUCAAACAAUUUUCUCUUCAAGGUAAGAUCGAAAAUGAACGUACGACGAAGCUUCUAAAAAAAUAAUGAAUAUUAAUGAAAAAAAAGAAUAAAAAUUGUGCCUCACUGUAAAAGCAUUGAUAUAUUAAAACUUAAUUGAUGAAAGGUAAGCUAUAAAUUAAUUUAAUUUACGUAUUUCCAUAAUGUGAUCGUUUGAAAGACCAUUUAGAUUUUUAUCUAAUUUUUUUAUCUAAUUUUUUUAUCUAACUGAUUUUAUCCAAUUGAUUUUAUUCUCUCUAGUUUUUUUUUUUUUUUUUUAUCUUGAUUUUGACUAAGUGUCGUGUAUUUUGAAUUGCUAGAUAACAUCCAUUAAAAUUAUUAAGAAUUAUAUUUGCUAUAUGUCAUAAUUAUAAAAUGAUGCGGUAUUAAAUAAAGUUUAAUUAUUGAAAUAAUUUUUCUAUCUAUCCGUUUAAAAGGACUUGCCCUUGUUCUUAUAUCGUACAUAAAUUAUUAUUGAUAUCGAUAAUUCAAAAAUACAACAUAAAUGUACAUACAUUUUUCCCAUUUAAAAAAUAUUUAAUAUGAAUACUUUCAAGAAUUAACAUUUGAGUUUGUUACUUCGGAUAAUCUUUCAAGGCAUAUUAUUAAUUCACAAUGUUUCGUAUGAGGAAACAUAUCCACGGCAAUAGCUUUUAUCGGUACAAAAGGUUCUCCGUAAUAUUGUUUCGAUCUUGGUCUUGAGAGAUCUAUCAAAUUUCUCAUAGCUGCUCGAGGGUCACAAGAUAUAUAAACUAAUCUUGUCAAUUUUCUCGUUUUACGUAACGUUAAUAAUGUUUUUUGAUCUAAAAAUAAAUAUGUGUAAAGUUAUUUAAAUAUAUUACUCUAUAUCUAUGCUUA